ACUCAAAACGCACUGGAAAAUCAUUAGAAAUGGCACCGAAGAAGAAAAUGUUCCAGAAAAGUAUGUCAGCACUAAUGCUGGGAGGCGCCGAAUCUGCUGCUCCUCUAGCUGGUUCUGGAGUACUUGCAAGCAAUUCGGCUGGAUCUUCCCCUCCUGGCGCUGCUGGAACUCCGUCAGCUGCUUCUCAAACACCUACAACGUCUACGCCUCCAUCAUCAACUACGACGACGCUGACUGAGCAGGCGAAAGGGGUGCUGGCGCAGCUUGUGAAGACGUCAAAAAUGAGUAGAUCACGAGGAUCGGCGUUGGCUGAGAAGCCGGAAGUUCAGGCGAUGUUGGACAAGGAUCUUUUCCUAAUACAAUCGGAUCGACGUACGAAAAUGAACGCAAUGCAGCAGCUUCAACUCGUUCGGGUCUUGGCGCAAUUUUUUCUGGAACGAGUGGAUGAUGGUCAUCGAUAUUCGUAUUUCGAAGCGAUCUUCUUGGGUAGAUCAGAUGAUCCGACACUUCACGAGUAUCGUCUAUCUGUAAUGUUUCAAUUGGUUUCAUUCUCAAUUCAAUAUCCGGUUCUUCAAAUUCUGAAUCAUGUGAUGGGAUGGUUGUGUCAAAUGAAGAAUGUGGAACAGGAGAGAAUCUACUCGGAUCGGCUUAUCGAUAUGAUUAUUGAGCAUUUUGUACGACUGUCGAAUGAGCAGAAUCGAAUGCACGAAUACCUAAUACCACUGGAAGGCACAUGCAGUGAAUUCUGUGCUCUUUUCGUGUCACGUGCCACCCUCCACGGCCCUCUUUCACCACCAAUGAUCACAUUAAUCGUUCGAUAUUGCACUAGAAACAUGCAAUUCAUCCUUCGACACCUUCGAGACACUUCAUGGCUUGGAAAUGAUUUUGCGGAGAAAGUGGUGCCGAAGUUGGUUGAGCAGACACUUUUGGAUGAUGAUUCGGAUAGUCUUGGAUCGUGCCUGUGUUAUGUACUUUUUAGAUGGCAUAUUGAUGUUCUUGCUAAUGAGGAUCGGAAGGGUCCGACAAAACGGAUAGAGGUUUUAGACCUCCUGCUCUCGGCCGACUACCCAUGGACCAAACGCCGGGCCUGUGUGCUCGCAAGUGCAAUUGGAGCAUCGACGAGACCUGAAGCUGAGAUUCAGAAGGAGCUUCAACGACUAGAAGUUCCAGAACACUUUCAACCGGUUAUUGACCUGCUGUGCUCCAAAGGAAUCAAAAAAUCCUCGCAGACAGUGCUCGAUGCCAUUUCAGAGAUGCAUUUGGUCGAGGAAAUGGAUCGGAUGAUUACAGAAGAUGAUAUUUAGUAAUUGAAAUUUUUUUGUGUUAAUUGGCUUGAAAAUACCUCAAAAAACAGAAAAUUCGACAAAAAAAGGCUAAUUUGGCGCUGAAAAUUAGGAAAAUUGCUAGAAAAUUAAUAUUUGUUUGAUUUUCACAAAAAUUGCACCAAAAAUUAGAUUUUUUGAAAUUUUAGCAAAAAAUCUAGGUGAAAAAUCAAUUUUUUAACAAAAUUUCGAAUUUUUUGAUCUAUAGGCUUGAAAAAACUAAUUUUCCGCCCAAAAGUUGGCUGAAUUGAAGAUUUUCAGCCAAAUGAGCCUCUUUUUUCGAUUUUUUUGGCCAUUUUAUGUCAAAUAACACAAAAAUUUCCCUUUUCUUUCAAUUUUUUUUUCUUAUUUUUCGAAAUGUCUAUGAAAUUCAAUGAUCAGCAUUUAUUUAUGAAAUCAUUUU
Molecule: messenger RNA, 1725 nt
Organism: Caenorhabditis elegans
Lineage: Eukaryota; Metazoa; Nematoda; Chromadorea; Rhabditida; Rhabditidae
Gene: Y56A3A.31
Product: SOSS complex subunit A homolog
Exons: 6
Coding region: 63-1304 (413 amino acids)
Source: RefSeq, marked reviewed